GUAAAGCACAAGUCACUUGGGCAUCGACGUUCAAAGUAGUCCAGCAGCAUUUCAGCUGGUCGGUUGGCUGAGCACGCACGUGAAGUAGUUUCAGUUCGAGGUGACAUUUUCUAGAUUGCUGGAGUUUACUGGGUCACUUAGUCAAGCGCAACGCACCGCACGAGACGCGGACUUCUUCGCUGAGCAUCUUUUCGAGUACGCCCAAGCGACGUAGCACUACUAUACAAUGAGCGAUCAAACCUACUGCACAGAGGAGAACUUCGAGAUAUCUCCUGGCGUUUUCACGCAUGGCCUCACAGUGGAGGAGGUCAACGCCCAGUAUGGCUGUUGCCAGAAGUUCGUGUGCAACAUCCCCUGCCCCCAGCCCUUCGACAACUCGGGUGUGGCCGUGCAGUACGGCAUCCCCGUGGCGGUGGUGUCCUUAUCGUGGUUCAUCAUGGCCCUCGUCAUCGCGCGGUUUGCGAUCAAGGGCUCCGCCAAGGCCUUCUUCGUGUGCAACAGGACUCUGCCGCUGUAUGUGGUGAUCUGCGCGCUGCUGGCUCAGGGCCUGGACAGCAACGCCACCCUGGGCAACGUCAUCAGCGCCUACAAGUAUGGGUUCUGGGACGGGGCGGUUCUGCCCAUUGGUCUGGGCAUCUCACUGGUGCUGAACGGCAUCUUCCUGGCGGCCCCCAUCAACCGCAUGGGGCUCUUCACACUGCCCGAGCUGUACGCGCGCAAGUACGGGCCGCUCAUGGAGGUCAUUGUGUCGUGCAUCGAGAUCUGCUCCUUCCUCUUCCUGCUGGCUGGCAACUUGGUCGGUAUCUCGCUGGUGCUGUCCUUCUGCUUCGGCCUGGCCAAGGGCGUUUCUCUUGCCAUCGCGGGUGUGGUGCUGGCCCUGUACUCGGGCUCUGGCGGCCUGUUCUCUGUGGCCCUGACCGAUGUGCCCCAGGUGAUCGGCGGCUUCACGGCCUUCAUCGCGACCACCAUCUACGUCUUCACCCACGACCCACAGCCCCACGCCGCGCCGCCCUCUCUUGGCUUCGCGCUGGACCUGGGAAACAACGUCACGGCCAUCACACCCGGCUACGCUGGCCCCCUGGACUGCGUUGACCCCGUCACCAACGCCUCCACCUGCGACAACUACGCCUACCCCGUGGGCGACCAAAUCAUUUGGCCCAACGCCAUGACCAACUUCGACGCCUACGCGCCCUUCCCCAACGCGCUGUUCUUCAACUGGGUCACCAUGUUCGUGCUGGGCCUGGGCAACCUGUGCGCGCUGGACUUCCAGGCGCGCUGCAUGGCCUCCAAGACGCCCAACACAGCGCGUAUCGCGAACCUGGUGGCCGGGGUGCUGCUCAUUGCCAUCUGCCUGCCGUUCGGCCUGCUGGCCGGCCUGGCGCGCAAGUACUUCGGACCCGACUCACCGUACGCCGAGUUCACAGCGGACACGUGCUCCGCGCCGCUGGGCCUGCCCACGUGCGCCGAGUGGGUGCCCGAGAACCGCACGGCGCUGUUCCAACUGCUGUGGCUGCACGCGCCCAAGGCUCUGGGCGCCUGGACCAUGGUAGCCAUCGUGACCGCCUCCAUGUCCACAGCUGACGGCGCCAUCCUGGCCACAUCGUGCGUCAUGGCGCACAACAUCUGGCGCAAGGUGCCCAGGUGGGGCACCAGCGAGGAGAACCUGCUGUGGGUGGCCCGCAUCUUCCACGUGCCCAUGACCCUCACGGCCUGCUUCAUCGCGGCGUGGGCCUACAACCCCGCCUACCUGCUGGUGGUGGCCUUUGACAUCGUGCUGGCCGGCUGCCUGGUGCCGCUGCUGGCGGCCGUCUACUACCCGCGCGGCUCGCCCAACGCGGGCCUGCUGUCCUGCCUGGGCGGCUCCAUCCUGCGCCUCAUCCUGGAGUUCACACUGCCCAAGGACGGCAGCCUGGUCAUUGCCGGCAAAUACGCAUUCCUGUACGGCAGCGGUCUGCCCGGCCUGCCCUCGUUCAUGACCAUCACGCCGGAGUCCGCCGCCGCGGAUGCGGGCGUGUGGAACCCCGACACCGAGGUCUGCGACCAGCCCCCCAUGAAGGACUGGACGGGCCUGGACUCGCUGGUCAGCCCGGCCUUCUCGCUGUUCCUCUUUGUCAGCGUCAGUGUGUUUGAGCGCUACUGGCCGGGCAUUGACAUUCUGUUCUUCAUCCCCAAGCCCUGGCGCGCCACCCAGCCCCUCUACCAGCUGGAUCUGGACCAGCAGCAGGUCGAUCCCGACAGCAGUCGCACGCCCGCGCUCGCGACCAGCAAGGCCGCCGAGGCCGCCGCCGCAGCAGCAGCCGCCAACGCCGCCGGCGUGCACCUCAAGGACGAUGCGUCGGCGCACGGUGGAACCAUGAUGCGUGCGGCGCUGGGGCUUGACGACGACCCCAUUGCCAAGGAGGUGCAGCUGACGGCGGGCGCGGCAGGGCUGCACCACCGCGCACAGCCGCACACCGGCGUCGAGGGCGUGUGAGGAGCACUGUUGGUGAGGGCAAGUCGUGAGGUUUGUGGCGGAGAUGCGUGCUGCGCAUGGAUGGGAGUCGCGCAGCAUGGUAAUGCCGCCAGUCGACAUAAAAGUGUAUACAGCGGGAGCACGCAUACCGGUACUCCCGUGCUUGCUAUAGAAACUGGGUUUGAUGUUGUUGUGUGUACGUGCGGGCGUGUGUGUGUGUGUGUGCGUGUGCAGUGCUCUUUCUGUCCCCUAUUCUCUCUUGUGUGUACGGUAGCGGCGGCGGCACAUGGGUGGGCAGCACGCAUGCGUGCCAAGGCAGCUGGGCCGCGCCGGGAAAGGCUUAUCCAUCCAGCUUAUCAUCAUCACCGGGGGAGUCAUAAGCGUCACUUCUUGGACUCACAGUGAUACUUUGGACUGUCAUCAGUAAUUACGUUAGCAGUAGUAACCCUGUGGGAAUGGGAAAGCGGGUGUUGCAAGUGCUUGCGCUAGCCCUCGGGAACCGGACUUACUAAUGACCGGCCAGAGCCGUGCCCCGUGCAUGGCGCGAAGUCGGAAAGCCUAAUACGGCAGUGAUGGAGUGCAUGUGUGCUUUCUGAGGGUGGGACCUAUGCUGGAGUGCUGUGCGUGGCCUAUGAAGCAGAGGUGGGGGGGGGCGGGAGCGGUUUGCCAGUCGGAUUCAGUGAGGCAGCAGCAACGUGCAGGCGCGUGGUGGCCAAUGCCGCUCUGGCUCAUGUGGCUGCAUGUCAGCUGUCGUUGAUUGGGCGGCCAUGUCUGGCCCCACAACAAGUGAUGCUGGCAAACUAAUCGCCAAAUUCCCACGCACGGAGCGAGGCCAUGCCUGAUGACGGAGCGCUAGCUAGGGACUAAGGCAGCAUCACAGACGAGCCGGGGGCUGAUUUUCCUAUGCCAUGAAAUGCUAUCAGCUGCAGUACUGAAUUUAAGCGCAUGGCGAUUUUACGCUUUUGGCGAGAAAGGUGUGUGCGCACGCGUUGGAACAGGGUACGGGGCAGGGUGGCGCAGGCCCGAUGGUUGGCAAGGCACACGGUAGGGAUGGGGCCCUAUGGGGCUAAUUUCAUUUACACGGACUGACCUGCGUGUUCAUUCGGUUUUGGUCGUCUCCGAUACGCUGACAUGGUAUAAUGGCAGCAGGGGAAUGUGCGCGCGUGAAUAUCAAGGUGUGACGCUACUGCAAUUUACGCUUUCCGUGAUACGGCAUUCUUUGUGUCGGGCACUGGUCGCUUGGGAUGCGUUGCUUUCUCGGGUAUGCCACUACCGCUGUAAAACAAUGGUACCUAGGCACAAGCUAGCAACUGCCGAGCGCAAUUCACAGCGGUAUGCUCUCCUGCAGCGGGGCACGAUGGCAUGUGAAUGCUGAAUGCUUAGUCCACGAGCCAUAUGGAUGGAGCACUGCAACCGCUUGCUGGUGGAUGUAAUGGCAUAUCUGU
Molecule: messenger RNA, 3897 nt
Organism: Chlamydomonas reinhardtii
Lineage: Eukaryota; Viridiplantae; Chlorophyta; Chlorophyceae; Chlamydomonadales; Chlamydomonadaceae
Exons: 24
Coding region: 227-2473 (748 amino acids)
Biological process (GO): transmembrane transport
Cellular component (GO): membrane
Molecular function (GO): transmembrane transporter activity
Source: RefSeq, a predicted model, not a curated record